CCAGACAAAAACACGGUCAUUCAGUGACAGAGAGAAGAGAUACCGAAAAGAAGAGGCGAAAUGUCACAACAGGGAAAGCUAAUGCCAUUGACACUGCCAUGGUAGCCAUAUUCUCUUUCAUCAAUUCCCGCCACUACUCUUCAACGCUCUCUACAAAACAUGCGCUCCAAGGACAGAAUCGCUUACUUCUAUGACGGCGAUGUUGGUAGUGUUUACUUUGGUGCAAAGCAUCCAAUGAAGCCACACCGGCUUUGCAUGACUCAUCAUCUUGUUCUCUCAUAUGACCUUCAUAAGAAAAUGGAGAUUUAUCGUCCACAUAAGGCUUAUCCUGUUGAGCUUGCCCAGUUUCACUCGGCUGAUUAUGUUGAGUUUUUGCACAGGAUUACGCCUGACACUCAACACUUGUUCUUAAAUGAACUGACGAAAUAUAAUCUUGGAGAAGACUGCCCUGUAUUUGACAACUUGUUUGAAUUUUGUCAGAUUUAUGCUGGCGGAACUAUAGAUGCUGCUCGUCGAUUGAACAACCAACUUUGUGAUAUCGCUAUAAACUGGGCUGGUGGACUUCACCAUGCAAAGAAAUGCGAGGCAUCUGGGUUUUGUUACAUCAAUGACUUGGUUUUAGGAAUCUUGGAGCUUCUUAAAUAUCAUGCCCGUGUUUUGUAUAUUGAUAUAGAUGUGCACCAUGGUGAUGGCGUAGAAGAAGCCUUCUACUUCACUGAUAGGGUGAUGACUGUCAGUUUUCAUAAGUAUGGAGACCUGUUCUUCCCGGGUACUGGUGAUGCUAAGGAAAUAGGAGAAAGAGAAGGAAAGUUUUAUGCGAUAAAUGUCCCACUGAAGGAUGGAAUAGAUGACCUUAGCUUCACACGACUUUUCAAGACUAUUAUUUCCAAAGUAGUUGAAACAUAUCAACCUGGUGCAAUAGUUCUCCAGUGUGGAGCAGAUUCGCUUGCUGGAGAUCGCUUGGGUUGCUUCAAUCUCUCUAUUGAUGGUCACUCCGAAUGUGUUAGCUUUGUAAAAAGAUUCAAUUUGCCAUUGCUGGUCACUGGAGGUGGAGGAUACACAAAAGAAAAUGUUGCUCGAUGUUGGACUGUUGAAACAGGAGUUCUUCUGGAUACAGAGCUUCCUAAUGAGAUUCCGGAAAAUGAUUAUAUUAAAUAUUUUGCACCAGAAUUCUCUUUGAAGAUUCCAAAUGGGCAGAUAGAAAACCUAAAUAGUAAAUCAUAUCUUAGCACUAUUAAAAUGCAAGUCUUGGAAAAUCUUCGUUGCAUCCAACAUGCUCCAAGUGUUCAAAUGCAGGAGGUCCCUCCUGACUUCUACAUUCCAGAUUUCGAUGAAGAUGAGCAGAACCCUGAUGAGCGUAUUGAUCAGCACACUCAAGACAAGCACAUCCAGCGCGAUGAUGAAUAUUAUGAAGCUGACAAUGACAAUGAUCAAAUGGAUGUUUCAUGAAAUUAGCUGGACCUUGAUUCACUGCAGUCACAUUUCAGAGUCAAGGGGUGCAGUCAUGAUAUAAUGACUAUUUUCUUUUUAUCUUAUUUUUAGUUUUAUGAAGAAUGCCAGAAUCUCUCUUUUUAACAUAAUCUUCCUUGUACACCCUCUUCCUUGUAUAUUUAAUGGAAUUUUUAGUUUCAAAGUUUCA
Messenger RNA from Vigna angularis (adzuki bean), 1639 nucleotides. RefSeq names its product histone deacetylase 9. The record is from RefSeq and is a predicted model, not a curated record. Bases 160 to 1449 code for a protein of 429 amino acids. The transcript has 14 exons. Gene Ontology annotation, molecular function: histone deacetylase activity. NCBI's taxonomy places the organism in Eukaryota, Viridiplantae, Streptophyta, Magnoliopsida, Fabales, Fabaceae.